GCAACCUACCCCAACAGACAAGUCAUCUUCCUCCUCGGCCUACGGCGCGGCGGAGACAUGGCGGCGGGCGGCGACCUCACCGACGAGGAGCGCCGCGCGCUCCGCGGGAGCAAGUUCGCGCCCCUCCCGGCGCCGCCACCUUCCUCCCGCCCCAAUCCAAGGAUGGCCCAUCCUGGAGGACCACUAACUACAAACAAGGCUGCCGCGUUAGCGAAGUUCCUCGAGAGAAAACUUCAGCAACCUGAUGGGUUGGAUUCUCUGAAUCCUGAUCUUGUAAAUUUGGCUGUGAAAAAUGCGAAGGAAACUAUUAAGGCUAGCAAGGGUGAGUCCUCGACUUCUGGGAGAGUAGUACGGCAUGUUCCAUCAUUUGAGGAUUCCUCUGAGGUUUCUGAUCAAGAGGAGCAGAGGAAGGCAAAGAAGAAAAAGAAGAACAAGAGAAAAACAAAGGCUGCGAAAGAGUCCAAGCUCAACAAAACAUCAAAGAAGAAAAAGUUAUCACUAUGAUUCUCGAAUCUUGCUGCAAUUAGGGAGCUAAAAGCAGGCAGUUGUCGAUACCUUUUGCGUUUCUUAGUUCUCUUGAUUCAGCGGAGCCUCCGUCAGUACUGUAAACCUAGCUGUGAUCCAUAUAUGGAAUCCUGAAGGGGGCCCCUCACAGUGAACAAGAACACUUGGGAGAUCCCCUGGGGCAAAACAGAAUGCAGUCGGUCUGGUCUAGCGGUCUGCUUUUGCCAUUAGAUUUACUCGCGAAAGUUCCAUGUAUUCUGCACUUUAUUGCUGUUGCCAAAUGCUAUAUACACUGAAGCGCAAUGAUGCAGAGAUA
Lolium perenne is the source of this 820-nucleotide messenger RNA. RefSeq lists its product as uncharacterized. NCBI's taxonomy places the organism in Eukaryota, Viridiplantae, Streptophyta, Magnoliopsida, Poales, Poaceae. The record is from RefSeq and is a predicted model, not a curated record.